Cordyceps fumosorosea ARSEF 2679 is the source of this 1407-nucleotide messenger RNA. RefSeq lists its product as hypothetical. Bases 1 to 1407 code for a protein of 468 amino acids. The transcript is spliced from 3 exons. The record is from RefSeq and is a predicted model, not a curated record. NCBI's taxonomy places the organism in Eukaryota, Fungi, Ascomycota, Sordariomycetes, Hypocreales, Cordycipitaceae.
AUGGUGUAUUCGCUUCACACAGUGCUGGCCGUGGCCAAAAAGCAUAGCUUUUAUGAUCAAAGCGUGACCUAUCCGCCUGAUAUCGACAUCAUACAGACCAUUGUCGAGCAGAGUGAAGCUGAUGGGCAGUCAGGGGGGCUUGCCUCCUGGCCUCUGCUGCACAAAAAGACGCUCUACUCAAAGAUUCAGCGACUCAUCAACGACACAAGCCCGCAAAACACAUUCCGACAGGCUAUAUAUGCCAGCAUCACCGGCGGAGGUAGAGGCGCACAGCCACUCUUCUUUGCCACUGACGUGGAGGAGAACCGUCUCCAGCGAGCAGAAUAUGGCAAACUUCUGGCAAGGACCGGCAUCUUGAAGCGCGGCGACUGGGUCGUCACUGUGCACUCUGCUGGUGGUCUGUACAGAGCCCUUGACCUUAUCAUGGAAGUGUCUGAGUGCGCCGGCGCCUGCGCCCUGGGCGCGGGAAACCACAUGCGACCGGCCGAGGUGUUGCGGCUCGUGAUGCAGUACCAGGCCAACGUGCUAGCCGGCGACAGCAGCCAGAUCAUCAACCUGGUGAACCACAUGUUGGCGCUGUCUGCGGAGGACCGCGGCCGGAUCCGCCUCGACAAGAUCAUUUACACGUCCGAGGUGCUGACAGGCGCGCAGCGUGCUCACAUCCGCGCCACGCUUGGCGACGGUGUCGCGAUCUGCUCCAUGCUCGCCAGCGCCGAGGCCGGGCCUUGGGCCGUGAGCAACCCGGCGCUGACGGGUCGCGGCACGACGACGUCGUCAGACUUCGUCUACGAUGCGCGCACCAUGGCUGUUGAGAUCUUACCCGACUCGGUCUUGGAGGAGGGAGGCCCCUCUUCCGCGGCGCAACCACCACCGCCUCCUCUGCCUGACGGCGAGACGGGCGCCAUCGUCCUCACCUCGCUCUGCCGCUUGCGCAACCCGCUCGUGCGCUACCUGUCGGGCGACGUCGGCUCGCUGCGAGCGUUGCCCGAGGCCGUGCGGCACCUGGUGGACGAGGCGGACCGGCCGCACCUGCGCGUGCUGCGGCUCGAGGGCCGCGAUCGCCGCUUCAGCUUUGACUGGGAGGGUGAGUACGUCGAGUUCAGUAGCCUCGCCGCGAUUGUGGAGGACGAGAAGUACGGCGUCCUGCAGUGGCAGGCCAUUAUCGAGAACAAGGCCGACGACAGGGAGGCGCUGCGGCCGAUCCUCGAGCUGCGCAUGCUGCCGAGCACGGCCUUGCGCGGCAACGAGGCGCUCUUGAAGGAAUUGGUGGACCGGGUCAAGGUUUUGAUUGAGAUGGCGCCAUAUAACGAGGAUCGAUUUAUUCCAGUGUUUCUAGAUAAUCUAGACGGCUUUGAAAGGAGUAAAACGGGUAGAAAGGUUAUCAAGUUUAUUGACAGAGUCAGCUGA